Messenger RNA from Knipowitschia caucasica, 3531 nucleotides. The record is from the annotation of a GenBank genome assembly. Lineage: Eukaryota; Metazoa; Chordata; Actinopteri; Gobiiformes; Gobiidae.
AUGGUCCAGGCCAGACUCAGGCUGGAGUUCGGUCUCUACAGGAUAAAUGGGGAUCAGGAGGGGUUUGAGGAGCGCUGGGGGUUCAGGGAGGUGUGCUCUGUGAGGGAGGUGUGCUCUGUGAGGGAGGUGUGCUCUGUGAGGGAGGUGUGCUCUGUGGGGAGACUGUUCCCCUGUGGGAGAGCAGACCUCCGGCCUCAGACCUCCGGCCUCAGACCUCCGGCCUCACCUCCGGCCUCACCGCCGGCCUCAGACCGCCGGCCUCAGACCUCCGGCCUCAGACCGCCGGCCUCAGACCGCCGGCCUCAGACCGCCGGCCUCAGACCUCCGGCCUCAGACCCGCCGGCCUCAGACCCGCCGGCCUCAGACCGCCGGCCUCAGACCUCCGGCCUCAGACCCCCGGCCUCAGACCUCCGGCCUCAGACCUCCAGCCUCAGACCUCCGGCCUCAGACCCGCCGGCCUCAGACCUCCGGCCUCAGACCUCCGGCCUCAGACCCUCCGGCCUCAGACCGCCGGCCUCAGACCCGCCGGCCUCAGACCCGCCGGCCUCAGACCCGCCGGCCUCAGACCUCCGGCCUCAGACCCGCCGGCCUCAGACCUCCGGCCUCAGACCCGCCGGCCUCAGACCUCCGGCCUCAGACCGCCGGCCUCAGACCGCCGGCCUCAGACCUCCGGCCUCAGACCGCCGGCCUCAGACCCGCCGGCCUCAGACCUCCGGCCUCAGACCGCCGGCCUCAGACCUUCGGCCUCAGACCCGCCGGCCUCAGACCCGCCGGCCUCAGACCCGCCGGCCUCAGACCUCCGGCCUCAGACCCGCCGGCCUCAGACCUCCGGCCUCAGACCCGCCGGCCUCAGACCUCCGGCCUCAGACCGCCGGCCUCAGACCCGCCGGCCUCAGACCUCCGGCCUCAGACCGCCGGCCUCAGACCGCCGGCCUCAGACCUCCGGCCUCAGACCCGCCGGCCUCAGACCCUCCGGCCUCAGACCCGCCGGCCUCAGACCUCCGGCCUCAGACCUCCGGCCUCAGACCCGCCGGCCUCAGACCUCCGGCCUCAGACCGCCGGCCUCAGACCGCCGGCCUCAGACCCGCCGGCCUCAGACCCAGACCCCGGCCUCAGACCCGCCGGCCUCAGACCCGCCGGCCUCAGACCCGCCGGCCUCAGACCCGCCGGCCUCAGACCCGCCGGCCCUCAGACCGCCGGCCUCAGACCCGGCCUCAGACCCGCCGGCCUCAGACCUCCGGCCUCAGACCGCCGGCCUCAGACCCGCCGGCCUCAGACCCGCCGGCCUCAGACCGCCGGCCUCAGACCGCCGGCCUCAGACCGCCGGCCUCAGACCUCCGGCCUCAGACCCGCCGGCCUCAGACCUCCGGCCUCAGACCCGCCGGCCUCAGACCGCCGGCCUCAGACCGCCGGCCUCAGACCGCCGGCCUCAGACCCGCCGGCCUCAGACCCGCCGGCCUCAGACCCGCCGGCCUCAGACCCGCCGGCCUCAGACCGCCGGCCUCAGACCCGCCGGCCUCAGACCGCCGGCCUCAGACCCGCCGGCCUCAGACCCGCCGGCCUCAGACCUCCGGCCUCAGACCGCCGGCCUCAGACCUCCGGCCUCAGACCCCGCCGGCCUCAGACCUCCGGCCUCAGACCGCCGGCCUCAGACCGCCGGCCUCAGACCCGCCUCCGGCCUCAGACCGCCGGCCUCAGACCGCCGGCCUCAGACCCGCCGGCCUCAGACCCGCCGGCCUCAGACCGCCGGCCUCAGACCCUCCGGCCUCAGACCCGCCGGCCUCAGACCCGCCGGCCUCAGACCGCCGGCCUCAGACCGCCGGCCUCAGACCGCCGGCCUCAGACCGCCGGCCUCAGACCCGCCGGCCUCAGACCCCCGGCCUCAGACCGCCGGCCUCAGACCGCCGGCCUCAGACCGCCGGCCUCAGACCCGCCGGCCUCAGACCUCCGGCCUCAGACCCGCCGGCCUCAGACCGCCGGCCUCAGACCUCCGGCCUCAGACCUCCGGCCUCAGACCCGGCCUCAGACCGCCGGCCUCAGACCCGCCGGCCUCAGACCUCCGGCCUCAGACCCGCCGGCCUCAGACCUCCGGCCUCAGACCCGCCGGCCUCAGACCGCCGGCCUCAGACCCGCCGGCCUCAGACCGCCGGCCUCAGACCUCCGGCCUCAGACCCGCCGGCCUCAGACCCGCCGGCCUCAGACCCGCCGGCCUCAGACCCGCCGGCCUCAGACCCGCCGGCCUCAGACCCGCCGGCCUCAGACCCGCCGGCCUCAGACCUCCGGCCUCAGACCUCCGGCCUCAGACCGCCGGCCUCAGACCUCCGGCCUCAGACCGCCGGCCUCAGACCGCCGGCCUCAGACCUCCGGCCUCAGACCCGCCGGCCUCAGACCCGCCGGCCUCAGACCCGCCGGCCUCAGACCCGCCGGCCUCAGACCCGCCGGCCUCAGACCCGCCGGCCUCAGACCGCCGGCCUCAGACCUCCGGCCUCAGACCCGCCGGCCUCAGACCUCCAGCCUCAGACCCGCCGGCCUCAGACCUCCGGCCUCAGACCCGCCGGCCUCAGACCCGCCGGCCUCAGACCCGCCGGCCUCAGACCGCCGGCCUCAGACCGCCGGCCUCAGACCUCCGGCCUCAGACCUCCGGCCUCAGACCCGCCGGCCUCAGACCGCCGGCCUCAGACCCCGCCGGCCUCAGACCCGCCGGCCUCAGACCGCCGGCCUCAGACCCGCCGGCCUCAGACCUCCGGCCUCAGACCGCCGGCCUCAGACCGCCGGCCUCAGACCGCCGGCCUCAGACCCGCCGGCCUCAGACCCGCCGGCCUCAGACCCGCCGGCCUCAGACCCGCCGGCCUCAGACCCGCCGGCCUCAGACCCGCCGGCCUCAGACCCGCCGGCCUCAGACCCGCCGGCCUCAGACCUCCGGCCUCAGACCGCCGGCCUCAGGCCUCAGACCGCCGGCCUCAGACCGCCGGCCUCAGACCUCCGGCCUCAGACCCGCCGGCCUCAGACCCGCCGGCCUCAGACCCGCCGGCCUCAGACCCGCCGGCCUCAGACCCGCCGGCCUCAGACCCGCCGGCCUCAGACCGCCGGCCUCAGACCUCCGGCCUCAGACCCGCCGGCCUCAGACCUCCCAGACCCGCCGGCCUCAGACCCGCCGGCCUCAGACCCGCCGGCCUCAGACCGCCGGCCUCAGACCGCCGGCCUCAGACCUCCGGCCUCAGACCGCCGGCCUCAGACCCGCCGGCCUCAGACCGCCGGCCUCAGACCGCCGGCCUCAGACCCGCCGGCCUCAGACCUCCGGCCUCAGACCCGCCGGCCUCAGACCCGGCCUCGACCGCCGGCCUCAGACCGCCGGCCUCAGACCGCCGGCCUCAGACCGCCGGCCUCAGACCGCCGGCCUCAGACCCGCCGGCCUCAGACCGCCGGCCUCAGACCCGCCGGCCUCAGACCCGCCGGCCUCAGACCCGCCGGCCUCAGACCGCCGGCCUCAGACCGCCGGCCUCAGAGAUUAGAAAAGAAAAGACGGAUUAA